This is a messenger RNA of Lindgomyces ingoldianus, 249 nucleotides long. RefSeq lists its product as uncharacterized. Gene Ontology annotation, molecular function: protein binding. The annotation marks the transcript as partial. The transcript is spliced from 2 exons. The record is from RefSeq and is a predicted model, not a curated record. Lineage: Eukaryota; Fungi; Ascomycota; Dothideomycetes; Pleosporales; Lindgomycetaceae.
AGAGGGCGGUGGAGAGAUGCUAAGGAGCAGGAGGUGCAAGUGAUGGAGACAAGGGUGCUUGGGGAGGAGCAUCCAGACACGCUAACCAGCAUGCAUGAGUAUCUAGACGCACUGGCCAGCAUGGCUAACUUGGAGUGCAUGUUCAAGUGCCAAAGUUACAAUAGCGAGGCUAUUGCAUUAAUAGAGGAAUGUCUCCAGUUGCGGAAGCAAGUCCUUGGCUGCCAGCAUCCGUACACAGCAUUUUCGCUU